UUUCUCCUGUUCAUAUAUCACCUUUCCCACUAACUUCGAGAAUGACGUGUGUUUAUAAAAGUCCGACUUUAUAUUUAAAAAUUAAGAACAAUGUUGGCAAUAUGUGUGAAAUUAAAAGAAAGGAAUAUUGUAAUAGUGGGAAAGGAAUUGACGGCCUUUGUAAGUUGGCAUCGGAUAUUCCAUCAUCCUUUGUCCCCUGGCAUGGAAUUUACAUCCACCGAACUCCUGAAGAUGGCAACAAAACGAAGAUGGUUUCCUCGAUCUUCGACAUGAAUUAUAAUAUUGGAUCGGAAGAGCAAUUUUCAAUCACAAUUGGUGAAGUAGAAUUCACCACGAGGCUUAUUGUUAUUGAAAAAGGGCUGGCUAUGAAUAGAUAUAGUGUGGAUGUGGAGCAUAAAAGGAAGUUUUUUGAGGAAAUGGAGUGGGCCCCCUUCAAUGUCUCUCGAUUAUUCUCGGCCCAUUCAACAUUUUGGAUGUUGGGAUAUGAUAUAUUGUCCAAAGAAAUGGACAACAUUCUCAGCUUUUAUGUUGAUAGAGGAUGUAAUUGUCCAAUGAAAGUUUGGUUCACGAGAGAAGAGAAAAUAAGCCGAAAAAGUAAAGAAAUUUUAAAUAAAUGGUUUGAAAUUACUGAAUUUGGAAAUUCAAAAUGCCCCAAAACGAGAACAGAAGAAACUUAUAAUUUAAUUGGGAAUAUUGAAAUUGAAAUUAAUUUUAAAAUAUUUAUUAACAAUUUAAAUGCAACAGCAACAUUUAAACUUUACAAUAAUGAAAGAAGUAUUGGAAUUUAUGUUUAUGAAGACAGAAUUGUUUUUGAGAAAAAUGAUGUAAACGGAGAUUGGUCCCAAUCAAAAAUAGACAUUUUGGCAACCAAAAAUAUUAUGAGAGAAGGAAUGACCCUCAGUAUAAAAAUAAAAUUAUUUAAAUUUUAUUGUGAAUUUACUAUUGGAAAUGAACCAAAAACAUUUACAAAUAAAUUUUGGUAUAGUAAAUGGUGGUAUGGAAAAAAAUAUUUAACAUAUAAAAAGUUGGAAGUGUUGGGAGACUUUAUUCGGGUUAAUGCAAUUACUGAAACAGAAAAUGAGGUGGUUUUAAAAUUAAUUUUUAAAAGGGGAAAAUUAUGUUGA
Molecule: messenger RNA, 1124 nt
Organism: Meloidogyne enterolobii
Lineage: Eukaryota; Metazoa; Nematoda; Chromadorea; Rhabditida; Meloidogynidae
Source: the annotation of a GenBank genome assembly